GGGGUUCAUAUCCGGAUCGGUAUUGAGGACUCAUUCCUCCUUUCGUUCUUCUCCGGGCGGAGCGCAUGCGCGGCGAUUCCCUUCCAACUACCACCUUCCCCUGUCCCGGCAGCCGCCGCCGCUGCCGCCAAGGAGUCGGGAAGUUCAAAAUGGCCGCCGUGGAGUCUCAGCCGCCGCGGGAAGCGCCUGAGAUGGAAGAUGCAGAUAAUUCUGAAAAGAGCAUAAAUGAAGAAAAUGGAGAAGUGUCAGAGGAGGACCAAUCUCAAAAUAAGCACAGUCGACACAAAAAAAAGAAGCACAAACAUAGAAACAAACACAAGAAACAUAAACAUUCUUCAGAAGAUGACAAGGACAAAAAACAUAAACAUAAGCAUAAACAUAAGAAACAUAAACGAAAAGAGGUUAUUGAUGCCUCUGAUAAAGAAGGUGCAUCUCCAGCAAAAAGAACUAAAAUUGAUGACUUAGCUUUGCUGGAAGACUUGGAGAAACAAAGAGCUUUGAUUAAAGCUGAACUUGAUAAUGAGCUGAUGGAAGGAAAAGUUCAAUCUGGCAUGGGGCUAAUUUUACAGGGGUAUGAGUCUGGCUCAGAAGAAGAGGGGGAAAUACACGAGAAGGCAAGAAAUGGGAAUAGAUCAAGUGCUAGAUCAUCGAACACUAAGGGGAAACUUGAACUUGUAGACAAUAAAAAUAGUUCAAAGAAACGAAGCAAAAGCAGAUCAAAAGAACGGACUAGACAUAGAUCUGAUAAAAAGAAAAGCAAGGGAAGCGUUGAAGGAGUUAAAGAAAAAACAACCAGAAGUAAGUCUAAAGAAAGAAAAAAGUCCAAAAGUCCAUCUAAAAGAAGCAAAUCUCAAGAUCAAGCAAGAAAAUCAAAAUCGCCAGCACUUAAAAGGCGAUCUCAGGAGAAAAUUGGAAAGGCCAAAUCCCCCAUUGAGGAUAAGAUUAAAUUAGAAGAUAAAAGUAAAUCAAAAGAUCGAAAGAAAUCCCCAAUUAUAAAUGAAAGCAAAAGUCGUGAUCGUGGGAAAAAAUCCAAAUCUCCAAUAGAACUAAGAAGCAAAUCCAAAGACAGAAGGUCACGAUCCAAAGAUAGAAAAUCCAAACGAUCUGAGACUGAUAAAGAAAAGAAGCCAAUUAAAUCUCCCUCUAAAGAUGCUUCCUCUGGGAAAGAAAAUAGGUCCCCAAGUAGAAGACCAGGUCGUAGUCCUAAAGGAAAAAGCUUAUCUCCAAAACAGCGUGAUAAAUCAAGACGAAGUAGGUCCCCACUACUUAAUGAUCGGAGAUCCAAACAAAGUAAAUCACCAUCUCGGACUCUGUCUCCUGGUAGAAGAGCAAAGAGUCGAUCAGUGGAAAGAAAACGAAGAGAACCAGAAAGGAGAAGGCUUUCUUCUCCAAGAACACGUCCUAGAGAUGAUAUCCUUAGCAGACGUGAGAGGUCAAAAGAUGUCAGUCCUAUUAGCAGAUGGUCUCCAACUAGAAGAAGAUCAAGUAGGUCUCCUAUCCGUAGGAGAUCUCGUUCACCACUCAGGCGAAGCAGAACUCCAAGGAGGAGAAGCAGGUCUCCAAGAAGAAGAGAUAGAGGUAGGCGGAGUAGAUCUCGACUUCGACGGAGGUCUCGAUCUCGGGGUGGUCGUAGGCGCAGAAGCAGAAGCAAAGUAAAGGAGGAUAAAUUUAAAGGAAGCCUUUCUGAAGGAAUGAAAGUUGAACAGGAGUCAUCAUCUGAUGAUAACCUAGAAGACUUUGAUGUUGAAGAAGAAGAUGAAGAAGCCCUAAUAGAGCAGAGAAGAAUCCAAAGACAGGCAAUUGUUCAGAAGUAUAAAUACCUUGCUGAGGAUAGCAAUAUGUCUAUGCCAUCUGAGCCAAGCAGCCCUCAGAGUAGCACUCGAACACGUUCACCCUCCCCUGAUGACAUUUUAGAACGAGUUGCUGCUGAUGUUAAAGAAUACGAAAGGGAAAAUGUUGAUACAUUUGAGGCUUCUGUAAAAGCCAAACACAAUCUUAUGACAGUUGAACAAAAUAAUGGUUCAUCUCAGAAGAAGCUGUUGGCUCCUGAUAUGUUCACCGAAUCAGAUGAUAUGUUUGCUGCAUAUUUUGAUAGUGCUCGUCUUAGGGCUGCUGGCAUUGGAAAAGAUUUCAAAGAGAAUCCCAAUCUCAGGGAUAAUUGGACUGAUGCAGAAGGCUAUUAUCGUGUUAAUAUAGGUGAAGUCCUUGAUAAACGUUACAAUGUGUAUGGCUAUACUGGCCAGGGUGUCUUCAGUAAUGUAGUGAGAGCCAGAGAUAUGGCAAGAGCAAACCAGGAAGUGGCAGUGAAAAUCAUCAGGAACAAUGAACUUAUGCAAAAAACAGGUUUAAAAGAACUGGAAUUUUUAAAAAAGCUUAAUGAUGCUGAUCCUGAUGAUAAAUUUCAUUGUUUACGGCUCUUCCGACACUUUUACCACAAACAACAUCUCUGCCUUGUAUUUGAGCCUCUAAGUAUGAAUUUACGAGAGGUAUUGAAAAAGUAUGGAAAGGAUGUUGGUCUCCAUAUUAAGGCUGUAAGAUCCUAUAGUCAGCAGUUGUUCUUGGCAUUGAAACUUCUUAAAAGGUGUAACAUCCUACAUGCUGAUAUCAAGCCAGACAAUAUCUUGGUUAAUGAAUCAAAAACCAUUCUAAAGCUUUGUGAUUUUGGAUCGGCUUCACAUGUUGCAGAUAAUGAUAUUACACCCUAUCUCGUCAGUAGAUUUUAUCGGGCUCCUGAAAUUAUUAUAGGAAAAAGUUAUGACUAUGGUAUAGAUAUGUGGUCUGUAGGCUGCACAUUAUAUGAACUUUAUACUGGAAAAAUAUUAUUUCCUGGUAAAACCAAUAAUCAUAUGUUGAAACUUGCUAUGGACCUCAAAGGAAAAAUGCCAAAUAAGAUGAUAAGAAAAGGUGUGUUCAAAGAUCAACACUUUGAUCAAAAUCUCAACUUCAUGUAUAUAGAAGUAGAUAAAGUAACAGAAAGGGAGAAAGUUACUGUCAUGAGCACCAUUAAUCCUACCAAGGACCUCUUGGCUGAUUUGAUUGGGUGCCAGCGACUUCCUGAAGACCAACGCAAAAAAGUACACCAGCUAAAGGACUUGUUGGACCAGAUCUUAAUGUUGGACCCAGCUAAACGAAUUAGCAUCAACCAGGCUCUACAGCAUGCCUUCAUCCAGGAAAAAAUUUAAAUGAGAUGAAGAAGCUCAAAGGGUUUGAGUAAUUAAAAUACAAAGACUGAAGAAAUUUCACAGCAGUUUAUUAAUGUAUAUAAACUUAUAAAUAUUUCCCCCGCAAAUUGAGGAAGCAUGAUAUAUUUGAAUUAACACCAAGGCUGAUAUUUCUUUUAGAAAUGUUAGAGUAAAUCUGUUUGUGUCUUAUGUGAAAAUUUUCACUGUAGAACUGUUUUAAUUGCUGAGACUGCACACAAGUACAGUGCUAAUGUAAAUGGUUGCAGUUCACAUCAAAAAGAAAAAAAUCUGUUAUAAAAUGAACAGUAAUACUGGGUGGAUGAUUGGUUUUUUAGCAGACUUGGCUUCAUUUUUGUCUUAAAAAAAAAAAAAGGCCAGCAUAAAUGCUGUUUAUAUUCACGUUUUCCUAGGUGUGUGUGUGCAGGCCACAGCAGCAUGCCCUUGGUGUAGUCAGUGCCGAAAGGGGUCUGUUCCUUCUUGAGCCUGCCUGCAGGGAUGGUCUCCUCUUUUAAAGCAGGUUGUGUACAACUUUCAGUACACUGAAGGUAAGCUAAACCAUCAACAUCACUGGUGUUUUAAGAUGUUAUUUUACUGGAAAAACUGGCAAAUGAGGGACAGUAGCUUUGUGGCAGAAUUCCCUGCAUGUUCAAUAAUUGAUCUUGUUUUAUUUUUUGGCAUCGCAACUGUGGCAUAGUUACAACUUCUGUUCUGUUCAUCACAUUUAAAAUUUGGAGAGUACGCGCUUGAUGGGUAAAGCGCCUUCAGUGUACUGUUUCUUAUUGCUUUAAUUUUCUAAAUCAACUUGCUAUAGACUUUGUAUACAUUUUGUUAAAUACAGUUCCCAAUGACAUAGAGUACCAAUACUUACAGUUUUCAUUUACUAAUUAUAAAUGUUGGGGUCUAAUUCUGAAAGUCCUCAUUUAAAAGUUAGAUAGACAACAUAAUGAAAUUUUUAACUAUUUGUAUGUCAUUUUGAAAGUGUACUGCUUUAUGGUAAAAGUGUUUCAUUUGUUCAUUGUUUUCAUUAUUUGUGAUCAUGUUGUCUUUCAAUACAGGCAUAAACCUUCCACUCUUGAACAAAGCAGCUGCUUUUUAAAAGCGGUAAUUGCUUCUUUACCUUUUAUUUCUUUUGUAAAUGAAGCUUUUCUUUAAGAAAUGUGACUUUAAAGUGUUGUCUAUUACAUAAAACAGUUGACACUCACUUAUUGUAAAGUGAAGAUUGUUCUGCUGCAUGUAAAGUGGACCAUGCAGAUUUCUGUAUGUUUUCAGUAUGCAUCAUUAGAUAAUAAAGUCUUUUGUGAACAAGGCAUUUGUAGCCAUUUUUAAAAGUUUUUGUCUUCACUGCUGGUAAGUCAGAUAAUCUGUAAAAGUUGAAAGCAACCUUCCAUUUUUCUAUAUAGAAUCCUUUAUCUAAAGGGAUUAGUAAAGAUGUGAAUCUUGCCAAAUUCAUGUGAGGCAAAUAAUUAGAAUCCUAAUUAUUUUCAUAAAAUCCUACCAAUACUGUGAGCUUUCGUUGUAGUGCAUUUUUUCCUGUAGGUUCUGGGGUUUAAUUCAGGAUAUAACUAAUGUUUCUGCUGUUUUCUCACUUUUCCUUUUGAUGGUGCUGAAAGAGAAAAAAAGAAAGCGGGGCACAGGCCAUUCAACGCCUUCUCCAGGGGGCCUGAUUUGCUGAGACUCCAACUUCACCUUCUUAACAAGGUUAUUUCUGACAGCAUGUGUAGAUAAACAUUAGCAAAAAGUUAAAAGAAAAUCAUUUAAAUCAGUUUGGCUUUACAAUACCAAGAAACAAGAACUUAGUAAAACUCAAGUAUAGUCUCUUGUAUUUGUUGAGCAAUAAAAAUAAUUACUUGUUUACCUAACAAGUAUGGAAAAAUCAACUUUUUUAGAGUUGAAAAUAGUUUAAGAAAUAGUAAAUGGGUUUUUUUUUUUUUGUUCACCUAGGCACGUAAUUACAACAAACAUGCACAUUUGGUGCAUUCAAGGAUGGAAAAUCAGAAUAGCAGGCAUUCUGCUGGUGGGUUGUGCCCCAUUAAGGACAUGAAACUACAACAGGCAGGUGAUGGGUGAUGUAACAUAGCUAUUUGAACCUACAACCUGUCUCUUCAUAGUAUAGUCCUUAAAAACAAUAUCAAUUUUUUUAUAUUAUGUCUUUUUAAGACCAAAAAUGCAGCUUUUUAAAAUAUCAUGGACUACUAGCUGUAGUGUGUCCUUUAUUUUACAUAGGUAAUAACGUGCUGCACGUUUGAAUCUUUCAUAACAAUUCCCUUCAGAUAUAAUUUGAUGCUUCUGCUGAUUUCAUAGCACCAUUUUACAUCAUUAUUUAGUAAUAAAAUGUGUUAACAUCCACUAGAAACACUUCACCUUAUACCUUCAAAGCAUAUUAACUAUUCCUUAAAAACAAAGUUGCUUGUUUACUUGUUCUUUGUGUUGUAGGUGCAGCUCAAGGAAGAUGAUGACAACCAGAAGACAUGAGCUAAGGGUAAGUGACUAUUCUUCAGAAGAACCUUUUGCAUUUAAAUGGUCAAGAUAUGGGAGCCUGUUCUCUGCAGUGUUGAAGAUACAUCCUUAACUAUUUCAAUGACAUGUUGAACUGGAAUAAGCAUUAAGGAGCACAUUUUCUUGGCUUACUUAUUGAUCACUUAAUGAAAUGUGCCUCUUUUACUCUGUAGUCUUUUUUUCUCCUUCAUUUAAGUUUGGUAUUUUGUAUGCCUUCACUUUUAGAACAAUGAUCUUCAAAAACAUUUCCAAAGUGGCAAGACAUCAUUUUAAGUAUUUGUUGUAUGUUUUUUAUUCCUUUAGAUAUGCUGUUAAAAUACUUGUUUCCCACAGUAGCAAAAACACAUGCUGUAACCUUAAAAUUAUUAAUAAAAAUAUUUAGGUGUUAAAAUAUUACUGUUUAGCUUUUACUAUUCCUUUAACAGACCUAAAUCAGAUCAUUAAAAUUCUUUUAGCAUGGAGGAAAAUACAGUAUAAAUAUCAAAUACAAAAGUAAUGUACAUUUCUUCCAUUAAAGGACACUAAUUUGGCAAGAGAAAGGAGACUGAUUUCAGCAUGCUUUUGCUUUUACACUAACUUUUCUUGAGGUUGAUGUGUUAAUUCUUUUCCUGACUAAUCUUAAAUACUAGGAGUGCCAGAGAAAAUGGUAAUAAUUGUUCCUUUAGAAAUUAGAAAUGGGCUGCUUACUGCAAUGCUUGCACAAAAAAGGCCCGUUACACAAAAGUUUGGGGAUUGGAAAGGGAACUUAAUCCACAAUUUCCUGCCUUCCACUCCAAAACUAGAAAGAACAAAUUUCUCAUAAAUGUUUGAGACUUUUAUAUACACCCUCAAUCGAGUUAGAAUUCACCUACCACCUCUUAAUUUAGAAUUAUUUGUUCUGUUUUCCAAAUACUUAAAUAUACUGGGCUACUGUAAAACUGCAUUAUGGUUGUGUCAAAUUUGCCAUAUGUUUAGAGCAUUUAGUCUUGUAUAUUUCAUAGCCUGUACGUUUUAAAGUUAAGGUCCUAAGAUGUCUACUUCAGAAGGAUAUAUUUCUAGUUGUUUGUAUGCCACUGAAAUGAAUGGAAAAAAGCAACUGCUUAUAUACAGUAAGAUGUGAGGCAGAUAAUGUAGAAUAUCAGAUGGGAAAGGAGACAGGACACUUAUGAAGACCCACUAAUUGGAGCCUCUCAAGGUUCUUUCUAUUUAGUCUUGAUUUUUUGAAAGAGAGAUAUCCAGUCUUUAUUUUCUAGGGUCAUUAUGCUUAUUUGCUGCUGUAUAGCUAAUCAGGUGAAGGGCCUAUGGAGAGCUCACAGUGUAAAAGCAUUAUAUAUACUGUACUUGUAUUGGAAGGAAUUAGCUUUCAUGCAAAGAUAAUUUUAAUUUUUGAGUCAUUUAGCAAAAUUUUAUAUUUACAAGGAAGGGUGUCAACAAAAAAACAUAACUGAACUUUUUAAAAUUUGAAGGAUAUGAAAUGUAAGUUCUUUGGUACCAGACAGUACAAAUUUGAGAUUUUUGCUUAUAUCAGUUUGAAUUGUGUAACAUGGUAAGAGUUUCUGAAUCCAACUCUAAAUAAAUAUUCUUCUCCCUGAA
Molecule: messenger RNA, 7250 nt
Organism: Trichosurus vulpecula (common brushtail)
Lineage: Eukaryota; Metazoa; Chordata; Mammalia; Diprotodontia; Phalangeridae
Gene: PRP4K
Product: pre-mRNA processing factor 4B
Exons: 16
Coding region: 66-3182 (1038 amino acids)
Biological process (GO): peptidyl-threonine phosphorylation; mRNA cis splicing, via spliceosome; peptidyl-serine phosphorylation
Molecular function (GO): ATP binding; protein serine/threonine kinase activity
Source: RefSeq, a predicted model, not a curated record